GUGUGUUAUUCAGUAAAAAAAAUUAAAUUCCAGUCUGUUUUUUAAGGUGGUCUGUCAUAAUGUUUUUAGUAUUCAAUCAGACAUUAUUGUGAGGUUUUGUAUUACUGUUCCUAAAAAUAGAUAUACCGGCCCCCAGACACAUUUUUUUCUUUAAAUUUGACCCCCGAGUCAAAAUAAUUGCCCAGGCCUGGCCUUGACAGUUAUGCUUUCUUCAAAUGACAUGUCAAAGCAGCUGUUUCCCCUGACCUUUGCCCCAACAUAUAUAUAUUUAAACCUCCACAAAGCUACAUACCAGCCUUUAUUUAACUGAUGCGUGCUAAUGUGUACUUUGUUUUUGUCCCGUUGCAAUAAUCUCCUCUUUUGCACGUCGCCGCCCGCCCGACCAAGAACGGAUCGGUACGGUUAACUCAUGUGGCAGCAGAAGCACAGCUGAAGGCUCCUUUUGCAGACGGACUUCCUUCUAGGCAGGGCCAACUUACAAGGCUGAGAAACACAGAGUUUGACGUCCUGGUGGUUGGAGGUGGAGCCACGGGUGCAGGAUGUGCCUUAGACGCCACCACACGCAACCUAAAGACCGCUCUCGUCGAGAGGAACGACUUUUCUUCCGGGACGAGCAGCCGGAGUACCAAGCUCAUUCACGGCGGUGUCCGUUACCUCCAGAAGGCCAUCAUGAAACUGGAUUACGAGCAGUACAUGAUGGUGAAAGAGGCCCUCCAUGAACGAGCCAACCUCCUGGAGAUUGCGCCUCACCUGUCGGCGCCACUCCCCAUCAUGCUUCCUGUUUACAAAUGGUGGCAACUGCCUUAUUAUUGGGCCGGAAUCAAAAUGUACGACUUGGUUGCCGGCAUCCAGUGCCUAAAGAGCAGCUAUAUGCUCAGUAAGACCAAAGCCCUGGAGCUCUUCCCCAUGCUCAAGAAGGACAAGCUGGUGGGAGCCAUCGUCUACUAUGAUGGACAGCACAACGAUGCCCGUAUGAACCUGGCUAUUGCCCUCACCGCUGCCCGCUACGGGGCCGCCACGGCCAACUAUACGGAGGUGGUUCACCUGCUAAAGAAGGAGGACCCGCAGACUGGCUCUGACAAGGUGUACGGUGCGCGAUGUCGGGACGUGCUUACAGGAGAGGAAUUUGAUGUUAAAGCCAAGUGUGUGAUCAAUGCUACGGGGCCCUUCACGGACUCACUGAGGAAGAUGGAUAACCAAGAAAGUGCAAACAUCUGCCAGCCCAGUGCCGGCGUGCACAUUGUCAUCCCUGGCUACUAUAGUCCCGACAACAUGGGCCUUUUGGAUCCGGCGACAAGUGAUGGCCGAGUCAUUUUCUUCCUCCCUUGGGAGAAGAUGACCAUCGCUGGAACCACGGACACACCCACCAAUGUGACAGCCCACCCUAUCCCUGGGGAGAAUGACAUCAACUUCAUUCUGAACGAGGUCCGCAACUAUCUCAGCCCCGACGUGGAAGUGAGACGAGGUGACGUGUUGGCGGCGUGGAGUGGCAUUCGCCCACUGGUGACGGAUCCCAACUCCAAAGACACUCAGUCCAUCUGCCGUAAUCAUAUAGUCAGCCUCAGUGACAGCGGGCUGGUCACAAUUGCAGGCGGUAAAUGGACCACCUACAGAUCCAUGGCUGAGGAGACUUUGGAUGCUGCCAUUAAAGCACACGCCCUCCCAGGUGAGACCUGCAAGACUGUAGGUCUGAUGUUGGAGGGCGCCAAAGGCUGGACGCCGACGCUUUACAUACGACUGGUGCAAGACUACGGCUUGGAGCAGGAAGUUGCCCAGCACCUGGCCUCUACGUACGGAGGGAAGGCGUACGACGUCGCCAAGAUGGCGCUGGUCACAGGGCAAAGAUGGCCGAUCGUCGGAAAAAGACUCGUGUCCGAGUUUCCUUACAUUGAGGCUGAAGUUCUGUAUGCCAUCAGGGAGUACGCCUGCACCGCCAUCGAUGUCAUUGCUCGGCGAACACGUUUGGGCUUCCUGAACGUACAGGCGGCUGACGAGGCCCUCCCACGCAUCGUGCAGAUCAUGGCUAAGGAGUUGGGCUGGAGCCAGGAGCGUAAGACGGCCGAGCUUGAAGCAGCCAAGAAGUUCUUAUACACCGAGAUGGGCUACCGGUCUCGCUCUGAGCAGCUGACCAAAACAUCCGAGAUGAAUCUGGACAACCAGGAAGUAGCCAGGUACAAGAAACGCUUCCACAAGUUUGACAAAGAAUGCAAAGGAUUCAUCACCACCGUCGACGUCCAGCAAGUCUUGGAUAGCAUCAAUGUCCACAUCGAUGCGAACGCGCUCCAUGAUAUUCUUAACGAGGUAGAUGUCAACAAGAAUGGACAGAUUGAAAUCGACGAAUUCUUGCAGUUGAUGAGCGCCGUCAAAAAGGGCCAAGUGUCUGACAGUCGCCUGGCCAUCCUCAUGAAGUCCGCCGAGGAGACUCUGGAUAUGAGGGGCCCCGUGACGGUGGACCGCAGCGGGGGCGGAGUCUAAGCCCAGCCUUUGUGAGACCCCCCCCCCCCACCCCCCGGCCUCAUCUGAAUGACAAUGCAAUCAGGCAGAUGGCGGCGGGGGAUUUAGCCAAAUCAAGAACAAACCGACUUGUUUUGGGUGGAAUAGAGUCUGAUGGCUGAGAUUUGUUUUGCAUGAGCCGCUUGUUUGUGUUCUGAUUAGUCCUCAGCAGCGUCAGGUGCCUCCAAUGUUCCACAGAGCACAAUGUAAUCUAUUUAUAGCAUAUUUUUAUCAAUUUGUACCGACUUUUAACACCUAUUUUUUUAACUUGACACUAUUGUGCACAUACUGCUUCUCAACUGAACACCUGUACUUGACUUUGCAGGUCCACCAUCUUUUAUGCAUUUGCUUACAGCGAACUUUUUACUGCUUAACUUUAUUUCAGGGGUGUUCAAACCUUUUACAGCGUGGACCACUUCACCGUUGGUUUGUUUACUAAACAUACCAAACACCAAGCCGUCGUAAAUUGAAACAAUUUAGGAUUUAUUGACGAGCUGUGAUUUUCAUAUUGCUUUUUGUAUUUACAAACCCCAAAACUAGUGAAGUCGGCACAUUGUGUAAAUGGUAAAUAAAAAGAGAAUACAAUGAUUUGCAAAUCCUUGUCAACUUAUAUUCAAUUGAAUAGACUGCAAAGACAAGAUAUUUAAUGUUCUAACUGAGGAGCUUUUUUUGUGUGCAAAUAAUCAAUCAAUAAAUCACAAAUGACUCAAAGGACUGUACAAACCAUUACGACUUCGACAUCCUUGUAAGAACCCACAAAAGGGCAAGGAAAACUCACACCCAGUGGGCAGGGAGAAUUCACAUCCAGUUAGACGCCAGUGACAAUGCUGACUAUGAGAAACCUUGGAGAGGACCUCAGAAGUGGGCAACCCCCCCUCUAGGGGACCGAAAGCAAUGGUCCCCUAGAGGGACCAUUAAAUUUAAGUUAAAUAAUCAUUAACUUAAAUUUAAUGGCAGCAACACAUUGCAAAACAUUUGUCACAGGGGCAUUUUUACCCCUGUGUUACAUGGCCUUUCCUUUUAACAACACUCAGUAAACGUUUGGGAACUGAGGAGACACAUUUUUUAAGCUUUUCAGGUGGAAUUCAAUCCUAUUUUUGCUUGAUCUACAGCUUAAGUUGUUCAACAGUCUCCUUUCUGCUUUUUUAGGCAUUAUAUUGCGCUACACAUUUUCAAUGGAAGACAGGUCUGGACUACAGGCAGGCCAGUCUAGUACCCGCACUCUUUUACUAUGAACCCACGCUGUUGUAACAUGUGGUUUGGCAUUGUCCAGCUGAAAUAAGCAGGGGCGUCCAUGAAAACGACGUUGCUUGGAUGGCGACAUAUGUUGUUCCAAAACCUGUAUGUACCUUUCACCAUUAAUGGUGUCUUCACAGAUGUGUAAGUUACCCAUGCCUUGGGCAUUAAUACACCCCCAUACCAUCACACAUGCUAGCUUUUAAACUUUGCACCUAGAACGUUCCGGUUGAUUCGUUUCCUCUAUGUUCCGGAGGACACGACGUCCACAGUUUCCAAAAACUAUUUGAAAUGUGGACUCGUCAGACCACAGAACACUUUUCCACUUUGCAUCAGUCCAUAUUAGAAAACAUCGGGCCCAGUGAAGUCGGCGGCGUUUCUGGGUGUUGUUGAUAAAUGGCUUUCGCCUUGCAUAGUAGAGUUUUAACUUGCACUUACAGAUGUAGCGACAAAUUGUAGUUACUGACAGUGGUUUUUUGAAGUGUUCCUGAGCCCAUGAGGUGAUAGCCUUUACACACUGAUGUCGCUUUUUGAUGCAGUACUGCCUGAGGGAUCCAAGGCCACGGGCAUUCAAUGUUGUGGUUUUUUAGCCUUCCCAUUUACGUGCAGUGAUUUCUCCAGAUUCUCUGAACCUUGUGACGAUAUUACAGACCGUAAAUGGUGAAAUCCCAAAAUUCCUUCCAAUAUCUCGUUGAGAAAUGUUGUUCUUAAACUGUUGGAAAAUUUGCUCAGGCAUUUGUUGACGAAGUGGUGACCUUCGCCCCAUCCUUGUUUGUGAAUGACUGAGCAUUUCACGGAAGCUGCUUUUAUUCCCAAUCAUGCCACCCACCUGUUCCCAAUUAGCCUGUACGACCUGUGAGAUGUUCCAAAUAAGUGUUUGAUGAGCAUUCCUCAACUUUUUUUGCCACUUGUGCCAACUUUUUUGAAACAGGCAUCAAUUUCCCAAAUGAGCUAAUAUUUUCAAAAAAUAACAAAAGUUUUCCGGUUCGAAUGUUAAGUAUCUUGUCUUUACAAUAUUGAAUAUAGGUUAAAAAAGGAUUUCCCACAGCCCCGAAAGAGACAAGCAGUAGAAAAUGGAUGGAUGGAUUUUGUUUUUAUUCACCAUUUACACAACAUGCCAACUUCACUGGUUUAGGGUUUUUUAAUAAUGUUGGUCACAAUAAUCGUUACAUUCAGGGCCUGAUUUACUAAGAUCCAAACACCACGUGGUAAACAGCCCGUGCAAUCUAUAAAUCUGUAUAAACUCUUUACUAAAACUGCAUGUGCAAUUGUAAAUUGGUGCAGAUCGCCUUAUUUAAAUGAGGAUUUUAUGUGUACUGUGUACGGCGCAUCGCCAUGGAGACAUUCAUUUACUCCACAUUCAUGUCUUCCAACAUGCAGGUGACAUCUACCACUUUUUAGGGGCAUUUUAGAAGCAGUUGUGCGGUGCAUCUGUAUCGAUACCACUUUUAUUUGUUUGCGUUCAUUUGAGAGAGGCUGCACUUACCUCGCUCAAUAUGCAAAACAAUUCAAACAUUAAGAAAUGUUUUCUCAAAAGAUAUAUUUUAAUAGCAUGGCGACUUGUCCAGGGUGUUCCCCUGCGAGAUACGCUCCAGCACCCUCCGCCACCCUGAAAGGGACAAGCGGUAGAAAAAGGAGGAUAUUUUAUGUGGAAAAAAACAAACUUCAUUAAAAAAAUACUUACGGACACCAAAACGCCUCAAUUAAAUUUGUUUUAAUCAGCCCUUUAGGUCCUCUAGCAGCUAUAGAAUUAUAAAAGGAUGAUGCUGAAUAGAAGCUAUGUCUUUAGUUCUGACGCAGAUGAUCCUCCGAGGGAAUUUAAGUUGCUGGUCAAUCCCAAGUUCUUUCGAUGACACUUAAGCUGAUUUUAAAUGAACACCCAGAACAGAAUAGCUAUUUUGCAAUUUAUUCCAAAGCUUUGGAGAGACCAACCUAAAAAAACAACACAUUCAAUUCGCAUUGCCUAGUUGAUCUGACCAACCCUAUGGAGGCGCGCUCUUCCCCACUAUCUCCCCCGCCCUCACACCCACCGGAACGAAUCCACAUAUCUGUUCUUCUGCUAAGUCAUGGACAGGGAGAGAUAAGAAGGGAGUUAUGGCUAGUCCUUCCAUGCCUACAGCUUCAAAGUUAACACAUGUAGUUUACUUAGCAGACAACCAUAAAGAGCACAAAUGGAAAAACACUAGCUGUUUUCUAAUAUAGACUAUGGAAAAAAGAAAUAACUCUUGAAUAUGGAUAUAUGUAGAUAUCUAUCUCCGUCACCGACCAGAAUGAUUGUAGGAUGGAGGAUUCUGGUCAGAUCCUGCAGCCGUGUCAGUUUUCAUGUCCUCACAGGUGUUAAGUAUUGUGCAAAAUAGCACUAGCAAAACGGUGAUGAGUGUUGAUAAAACAAGUGGUGCAUGUUAAAUAAUUAUAUUUGCAUUCCGUCCUCCCAGCAUUGCGAUUAUUGGCAUAUAUUCUGCACAUUAAUGAAGACAGAGGCGCCUUAUUCCACUCACUUAACCGACGCAAUCCACUUUGCACACGUUAGGUAGGUCGUCUUUGCAUGUGCUAUCAAGUUUGCACGCGUUUUAGUACACGUAAACCUUUAGUAAAUCAGGCCUGAAAUGUCAUUUCCCUCUCUAAUGUGGAUCAAGUUUGAUAAAGAUAUUUACACGCUUUAUUUUUCCAAGUCAAAACAAUAUUGUAUCUAUUGAAAAGGGUGCAGGGCAUUAAAAAGCAAGCUGUGGAACAGAAACGGCCCCCAAGCCGCAUUUUGAACACCGGUGCUACAACUAAUAACAACAAAUAAGUGAUAUCAAGGAAGACCUGCAAAGUACAAGAAGGUUUUCAUUUGUUUUAUGACCUCAUCGUUACUGUCCAGGCGGCUCAACACUGCCGGGUUUGUUGGAAAAAGAGACUUUUAAAGUGAAAGCCGGGUACUACUUCCUGUCUGCCGCAGCGAUAACUAAAUCCUACUGAUACACCGAUGUUUACAGGUUUCAAGCUUUAUCUCAGGGGUCGGCAACCUCUUUCAUCACUCUGAUGUGGCUCAGCUGCAUACUUGCCGACCCCCCCCAUUUUUCCGGGAGGUUUCCGGAUUUCAAUGCCUCUCUCAGAAAUCUUUCGACGAUGGUAUUCUCAGAUUUUCACCCGGACAACAAUAAUGAGGGCGUGCCGUGAUGGCAAUGCCUUAUUCGUCCUUUCCAUCAUGUCGUCACAUCCGCUGUUAUACCACGCUCUCUGAGUGCCGGCUGGGAACCAAACGUAAGCGACUGCAAGGCAUACUUUUUCAACAGCCAUACAGGUUACACUGAAAGUUGUGAUACAAACAACUUUUACACUCUUGUUAAUAUGCGCCACACUGUGAACCUACACCAAACAAGAAUGGCAAACACAUUUCGGGCGAACAUCUGCACCAUAACACAACAAAACAAAUACCCAGAAUCCCAUGCAUCCCUAACUCUUCCGGGCUACAUUAUACGCCCCCACUACCACCCCCGACCACUGCGUUGGUUGAGGUGGGCGGCGUUUGGUGCUAGCGGGAGUGUAUAAUGUAGUCCGGAAAAGUUAGGGAUGCAUGGGAUUCUGGGUAUUUGUUCUGUUGUGUUACAGUGCGGAUGUUCUCCCGAAAUGUUGUUUGUCAUUCUUGUUUGGUGUGGUUUCACAGUGUGACGCAUAUUAGAGUGUUAAAGUUGUUUAUAUCACAACCCUCAGGGUAACCUGUAUGGCUGUUGAGCAACUAUGCCUUGCAGUCAUUUAGGUGUGUCUGCAGAAAGCCUCAUACAAGAUGCGACGGGGCUGGUAAGCUGUUUGUUUCUGUUGCAGAGGGCGUUAAACGCAUCCCCAUUAUAUACCACACCCUUAUUAUUGUUGUUUGAGUGAAAAAGGAGUGAGAAACGGGUCAAAAUGGCUCUUUGAGCGGUAAAGGUUGCCGACCCCUGCUUCAUCUGCACUCGCUCUGCUUUUAAUUAAAAGUGUUUAGGUUAACUUGCUUUUAAAGACAUUACGAAACAGGAUUAAAAAAGGUGAUUCCAUAUUUUUAUUAUUCGGUGAGAAAUGCAUGCUUAUAUUCUCCUAGUGGUGUGAUGGAAGUGUGUUUUACUUUGAAGAGACAUUUGUGUUUCAGUGUAAAAGAAGAGAUUGGAGGGGUGGGAACAAAAAAAACAAAAAAAAAGGCUUCAUGAGAUCAUGUCCAAGCACGCUCUCUGUUCAUGUUUUGGGAAGCAUGAAUGAGGACUUGUGCCUUCUCCUGUUGGGACACAACCUCUGAUGAAUGCUGCCAAGACUUUUUACUGACUUUAGUAGGACUGACGCUCUAAGACGGUCUUCAUAUCUCACAAUCUAAUGCAACUGCAGGGAUUCAAACCGAGGUUGUCAUUGCUCAAUGUGCCUUUUAGUGCAGAGGUGUCAAAGUCAAUGGGAUGACAUUUGAUUAGUAUCAGAGCCUGUAUUGCACGCACCAAUACUCCAUAUUAUUCAACAAAACCAAGUUUUACAAACCCCAUUUCCAUAUGAGUUGGGAAAUUGUGUUCGAUGUAAAUAUAAACAGAAUACAAUGAUUUGCAAAUCAUUUUCAACCCAUAUUCAGUUGAAUGCACUACAAAGACAAGAUAUUUGAUGUUAAAACUCAUAAACUUUAUUUUUUUUUGCAAAUAAUAAGUAACUUAGAAUUUCAUGGCUGCGACACGUGUCAAAGUAGUUGGGAAAGGGCAUGUUCACCACUGUGUUACAUCACCUUUUCUUUUAACAACACUCAAUAAACGUUUGGGAACUGAGGAAACUAAUUGUUGAGGCUUUGAAAGUGGAAUUCUUUCCCGUUCUUGUUUUAUGUAGAGCUUCAGUCCUUCAACAGUCCGGGGUCUCCACUGUCGUAUUUUACGCUUCACACAUUUUCCAUGGGAGACAGGUCUGGACUGCAGGAGGCCCACGACAGUACCCGCACUCCUUUUUUACGAAGCCACGCUGUUGCAACACUUGUCUUGCUGAAAUAAGCAGGGGCGUCCAUGAUAACGUUGCUUGGAUGACAACAUGUUGUUCCAAAACCUGUAUGUACCUUUCAGCAUUAAUGGUGCCUUCAUAGAUGUGUAAGUUACCCAUGCCUUGGGCACUAAUACACCCCCAUACCAUCACAGACUCUGGCUUUUGAACUUUGCGCCCAUAACAAACCGGAUGGUUAUUUUCCUCUUUGUCCUGGAGGACACCACGUCCUCUGUUUCCAAAUAUAAUUUGAAAUGUGGACUCGUCAGACCACAGAACACCUUUUCACUUUGCAUCAGUCCGUCUUAGGUGAGCUCGGGCCUAGGGAAGCCGGCAGCGUUUCAGGAUAUUGUUGAUAAAAGGGUUUGGCUUUGCAUAGUAGAGUUUUAACUUGCACUUACAGAUGUAGCGAACAACUGUAGUUACUGACAGUGGUUUUUCUGAAGUGUUCCUGAGCCCAUGUGGUGAUAUCCUUUACACACCGAUGUCGGUUUUUGAUGCAGAACUGCCUGAGGGAUCAAAAGUCCGUAAUAUCAUCGCUUACGUGCAGUGAUUUCUCCAGAUUCUCUGAACUUCUUGCUGAUUUUACUGUCCAAUUGUAGCUGAGAUAGGCACCAGUGCCCCAUGCGACCCCAAAGGGAAUAAGCGGUAGAAAAUGGAUGGAUUAUGUAUAUUAUAUAUUAAAUUAUACAAUGGAAUUCGGGGGAGAAAAGUGUAAAAAUAAGAAUUAGCAUGUCACUAAACAUGAAGUACACGUCUGUGUACAUAUGGACUAAGUACAUAUCAAAAGAUAAUUUUUAGUUUUUAUUCUAAUUAGGGUCCAAUGAGCCCAAAUAGCAAAGAGAAAUAUUUCUUAAAAAUCAUGUAAACAAACAGCUUGGGCCUUAAGAAAUUCAUGUAGUACAGCUGCAGAACAAAUUGAUCUUGGAUUCAGAAUGAUUCUGCAGGAAUGUGUCGUCACUCUGGUUUUGUCUUCCAUACUUUGACUUGUGGACCCGUCAACCCACCACCACCACCAGCACCACCACGCUGCCUGUCAGCUAUAUCUGAUAGCAGCGAGUCUUAAAUGUGCAUCCAAUGUGUGAUUGUCUGCUUCUGGGUGAAAUUACAGACUUAUCCUCGCUCAAAGAGAAUCAUGUUCUGUAUACCCCCCACCCCCCACCUGUACUGUAAGGAUACUUUUAAGUCAGUAUUCGGGUGAAAAAAGAAACACAAUUAUCUUAUUAAAUGUAUCUGGUUGCUUGGAAA
Nerophis ophidion (straightnose pipefish) is the source of this 9936-nucleotide messenger RNA. It is a transcript of the gene gpd2, whose product is annotated as glycerol-3-phosphate dehydrogenase 2 (mitochondrial). Gene Ontology annotation, biological process: glycerol-3-phosphate metabolic process. Gene Ontology annotation, cellular component: glycerol-3-phosphate dehydrogenase (FAD) complex; mitochondrion. The transcript is spliced from 16 exons. The coding region runs from base 670 to 2475 and encodes 601 amino acids. Gene Ontology annotation, molecular function: calcium ion binding; glycerol-3-phosphate dehydrogenase (quinone) activity. The record is from RefSeq and is a predicted model, not a curated record. Lineage: Eukaryota; Metazoa; Chordata; Actinopteri; Syngnathiformes; Syngnathidae.